AUGAGUGCUUUGCGAAAAUUAACGAGCAGCGCUUCUAUUAAACGGCCACGGCAAAGUACACCGACUUCUUCAAGUCAAGGCUUGCGCCUGUUCUGGCUUGAUAAUGAUUUCAACAAUAAACAUAGUCAAAAUUCCCUCCGAGAACUGCAACAGAUCGUUGACAUUAUCGAAACAUACACAGAUGUCGACAAAUGCAUUAUGGCGAUUAAUAGUCUUUCGAAUGAAAGACUUUGUUUAAUUUCUUGUGGUUCAUUAGGCGAAACAACAGUUCCUGUAAUUCAUAAUCGUCCUCAAGUCGAUACGAUCUAUAUCUUUUGUCAGAAUCGCACUCGACAUGAACAAUGGGCGCGCAAUUGGUCCAAAGUCAAAGGUGUCUAUACAGAUUUCGACUUGAUUUGCAAAUCGCUCAAACAAACACGUCAAGACCAAGGUCAAGAUUUGGUUUCGAUAAGUUUUGUCGGCGCAAAUGACGUCUCGACUCAAAAUCUCAACGGACUGGAUAAAUCGUAUAUGUACACGCAGAUACUAAAAGAGAUUUUCCUCACCAUCAAUUUCGAACAGAGACAUUUUCGAGAAUUUCUCAAUCAUUGUCGGGCACAUUCUCGUGGAACACUAGAGGAUGAGGAAAUAAUCAAACAAAUCUCCCAGAACUACCAACAACGUAAUGCAAUUUAUCUGUACACGCAAGAAACUUUUCUUUACUCAAUGAUCAAUAGGGAUUUACGAACGAUGAAUGUCGAUGCGAUGAUCAAAACAGCCGUUUUCAUUCGCGAUCUUCAUAAUCAAAUUGCCCGUUUACAUUCACAAGAAUAUGGAAGACACCGACCGUUGGAGCUACUCAAGUUGUAUCGAAGUCAAAGUUUGUCAAACGAAGAUUUCGAUAAACUGAGCAAAAGCAAUGGUGGAUUGUUAUCGUUCAAUCAGUUCUUAUCGACAAGCAAAAAGAAAGAGGUCUCACUAGAACUCAUUCGAAAGAAGGAACAAACGACAGAUUCAGUACAAAUUCUGUUUGUUAUGACCAUUGAUCCAUCGAAAUCAUCAACGCCUUUCGCAAAUAUAAGUUCACAGAGUAACUUUCAAAAAGAAGAGGAAAUUCUUUUUUCCAUGCACGCGAUUUUUCGUAUUGAAAAGAUCGAACCAACUGAUUCCUGUGAUCUGCUAAAGAAGGUGUAUUUAACAUUAACGAACGAGAACGAUCAGCAACUUCAACAGUUAACUGAAUGCUUGAGGAACGAAACAGAAGGAUCAACAGGAUGGUAUCGACUAGGAAAACUCAUGCUUAAAUUAGGUCAAUAUACAAAAGCGGAAAGUUUAUAUCAAAUCCUAUUGAAUGAAAAUCCGAAUGAACAUGAGCGUGCGCAUAUACACUGCCAAUUAGGCUUGAGCAAAUAUCACCAAGGAAAGUAUUCGGAAGCCAUUUCAUUGUUUGAAAAAUCGCUGGAUCUAUCUCGACAUACUUCAUCAGACGAAAGAAACGUUGCAGAAUGCUAUAAUGGUAUGGGCUUAGUUCAUUGCAAGCAAGCUGACUAUUCCAGAGCGCUUCGAUACUACAAAAGAGCGUUGGAAAAACGAAAGAAUAUUUUAUCUAUAAAUCACUCGGAUAUUUCGGAAUUAUACAAUAAUAUCGCUUAUGUCUAUCAACAGUUGGGCGAACAUGAUGCAGCGAUCGAUUCUUACAAUAAAGCGUUUGAUAUCUACCAGAAAAAUCUUCCACCCAAUCAUCCAGACUUCGCAGCAUAUUAUAAUAACGUCGGUUUAAUCUGUUUAAAAGAUCUUGAUUAUUCGACAGCACUUGGAUAUCUCCAAAAAGCAUUAGAAAUUUACAGGAACACUCUUCCCGAGAAUCAUCCUAGCUUAGCUACGCUAUAUAACAAUAUGGGUAUGAUAUAUGUCGAGAUGAAUAACCUUGACCUAGCACGUUCAUAUUAUGAAAAAGCACUGGAAAUCCUGCAAAAAUCCUUCUCAUCAACACAUUCCGAUCUAGCCGCAGCGAAUGUGAAUAUCGGCAGCUUAUACGAGAAAAUGAAAGAAUAUUCCAAAGCGUUGUCAUGCCAUGAGAAAGCACUGGAGAUUUUGAAGAAAACUCUUCCUUCAAAUCACCCGGAUUUAGCUCGAUGUUAUGGGCAUAUUGGUGUCGUUUACUUUCGAAUGGGUCAGCAGACAAAUGCAAUCGCGUUUUGUGAACACGCUGUGAGAAUUGCAGAGAAAGUAACACCGCCAGAUCAACAGCUAAUUCAAUCGUUUAAAAACAAUCUAGAGUGUGUCAAGAAGAAUGCAUGA
Molecule: messenger RNA, 2280 nt
Organism: Adineta ricciae
Lineage: Eukaryota; Metazoa; Rotifera; Eurotatoria; Adinetida; Adinetidae
Source: the annotation of a GenBank genome assembly